This is a messenger RNA of Benincasa hispida (wax gourd), 4457 nucleotides long. RefSeq names its product Tetratricopeptide repeat (TPR)-like superfamily protein. Gene Ontology annotation, molecular function: protein binding. The record is from RefSeq and is a predicted model, not a curated record. Gene Ontology annotation, cellular component: TRAPPIII protein complex. NCBI's taxonomy places the organism in Eukaryota, Viridiplantae, Streptophyta, Magnoliopsida, Cucurbitales, Cucurbitaceae.
AAAAAAGGAAAAAAAAGGCGUGUGAAGAGUCGAAGACAAAUGGCCCAUUAGACCACGAAAAUGAACAAAGCUCGUCGGUAGCUUGCUGCCUCAGUAGACCAUCCCAACACCAGCCCGGAAUUAUUGUCCGUCUCAGUUCUAACACGGUAGUUCGUUCCAAUUCUCCAUUGCCGCCGGUGAAAUUUACUGUUCUAAUUGCAAUUAGCAGCGAGUAACUAAUUGGGCGAGUCGCGUUGAUCCACCAAGGCGAUUUGCUUCCGCCAUUGAAGCCGGCGUUGGUCACUGCCGGCAGCUAAAAGGAAGGGAGCCAUGGAUCCGGCAAAUACACCACUGGGCAAGAUGCUGCUGGAAGAGAUCACUCCGGUUAUCAUGGUGCUGAAUACCCCACUCGUGGAAGAAGCCUGCCUGAAGAAUGGUCUCUCAUUCAUCCAGAUGCUCGGCCCUUUCUGCUCGUUUAACAACAUUGAUGUGCCCGUACGCACCGCAAGUGAUCAGCCUUACAGAAUUAAGAAAUUCAGUUCACGGUUGUUUUACGGUUCGGACAUUCGUCAACCGAAUUUAGAGGCUUCAAAAGAGAGGUUAAAACAAGUCAUUACACAAGCCAGCGAGAAAGAUCUUUCUGAAUUAUGCUCCGAUCCACCUCAAAUUAAGGAUGUAGUUGACUGUUUUGAGUCUGCAAUUCUACCUUCAUGGUUUCAGUUGUUUAACAAAGAGCUUAUACGCAAUAUAUCCUUUUCAGAACACGAAGCUUUUGAUCAUCCUGUGGCAUGUCUUUUGGUUGUCUCUUCAAGCGAUGAUCAACCUAUCAACAAAUUUGUUGACCUAUUUAAUACAAGCAAAUUGCCCUCUCUCCUAAAUGAUGGUGCCAUGGACCCUAAGAUUAUGAAGCACUAUUUGUUGUUGCACGAUAAUCAAGAUGGCUCCUCAGAGAAGGCAAGUAAAAUACUAACUGAAAUGAGGAGUACGUUUGGUUCAAAUGACUGCCAGUUAGUUUGCAUCAAUUCUUCUCUUGAUGGACACAUUGAACGGCAAGAUGAUCCUUGGGGUUUGUUAAAGCCCGAUGCUUCAAUUGGUAAGCAACUUGGCUGCUUUCUUAGCAACGAGGAUCUAAUUGAGAUCAGAGAGUUAAUGCAAGAGUUGUCGUCAAAACAUAUCAUUCCCUACAUGGAGCAAAAAAUACGAGCAUUAAACCAACAGGUGUCUGCCACAAGGAAAGGUUUCAGAAAUCAGAUAAAAAACUUAUGGUGGAGAAAGGGGAAAGACGACACAGUAGAUUCUCCAAGUGGCCCUACGUAUACCUAUAGCUCCAUCGAGUCUCAGAUUAGAGUAUUGGGUGAUUAUGCCUUCAUGUUGCGGGAUUAUGAACUUGCAUUGUCCAAUUAUCGCCUGAUUUCUACUGAUUACAAACUUGAUAAAGCUUGGAAACGCUAUGCUGGUGUCCAGGAGAUGAUGGGGCUUGCGUACUUUCUACUGGAUCAAUCAAGAAAGGAAGCUGAGUAUUGCAUGGAAAAUGCCUUCAAUACUUAUUUGAAAAUGGGCCCAUCUGGUCACCUAAAUGCAACACGCUGUGGUCUCUGGUCAGCAGAGAUGUUGAAGGCAAGAGAACAGUACAGAGAGGCUGCUGCUGUGUAUUUCCGUAUUUGUAAUGAGGAACCUUUACAUUCAGCUGUCAUGCUUGAGCAAGCAUCUUAUUGUUACCUGUUAUCCAAACCUCCUUUGAUACGCAAAUAUGGAUUUCAUCUUGUUCUCUCUGGUGAUCAUUACAAGAGAAUGGACCAAAUUAACCAUGCAAUUCGGACAUAUAGAAAUGCAAUUGCCGUUUUUAAAGGAACUGAGUGGAGCCACAUCAAAGAUCAUGUACAUUUCCACAUUGGACAGUGGUAUGCCUCUCUUGGUCUAUAUGAUGUUGCUGUUACUCAAAUGUUGGAAAUUCUUGACUGUAAUCAUCAAUCAAAGGCAACACAGGAAUUGUUCCUGAAGGAUUUUCUGAAAAUUAUUCAGAAAGCAGGAAAGACAGUCAAGGUGUUAAAACUACCAUUGCCCAAGAUCAACAUUUCAUCAUUAAAGGUUAUCUUUGAAGAUCAUCGAACUUAUGCAUCACCUACGGCUGCUAAUGUUCGAGAAAGUUUAUGGCGCUCGUUAGAGGAAGACAUGAUUCCAUCACUGUCCUCUGGGAGGACAAAUUGGUUGGAAUUACAGUCAAAGAUUAUGUCGAAAAAGUAUAAAGAAUCAAGUAUUUGUGUUGCAGGAGAACCAGUGGAAGUAGAUAUUGUAUUUAAAAACCCUCUUCAGAUCCCUAUUUCCAUCUCUAGCGUUUCCCUGAUAUGUGAUCUUUCUUCAAAAUCUGAUGAAACUGAAUCUGGUACAAAUAACAUAAUUGGUGGUUUCCAGAAUAAUACCGAACUCAAGUGGUCAUCUGAUUGGGAUAUGGGAUCUGACAAUCCUUCAUAUACUUUGUCUGAAGUUCACCUGUCAUUAAACGAGAAUGAAGAAAAAGUUGUGCAAUUGACAGUUACUCCCAAAAUAGAAGGCAUCCUACAAGUUGUUGGUAUUAGGUGGAAACUGUCAGACUCUGUCAUGGGUUUUCACAGUUUUAUUGACAAUAUAGGACAGAAGAAUAUGGCUAAGGGGAGACAGAAAACUAAGCAUUCACUUGCUGAUAAUUUGAAGUUUAUAGUGAUCAAGAGUCUACCAAAGCUUGAAGGUAGCAUUUUGUCACUUCCUAAAGUGGCAUAUGCCGGGGAUUUACAGCGCCUUGUUCUUGAACUGAAAAAUCAGUCUAAGUUUUCUGUAAAGAAUUUGAAAAUGAAGAUCAGUCAAUCACGAUUCUUGAAAAUCGGGAACCAAGAACAUACAAAUACAGACUUUCCUGCUUGCUUGGAGAAGCCUAAUAAUAGUGAACAGGGAGUACGCCCUAUCCCCAAUACAACAUCAAAUGACACAUUUUUGUUUCCUCGGGACACUACAAUUCAAGGUGGAACACCCUUGUUGUUGCCCCUUUGGCUUCGAGCUGCUGUUCCUGGAAAUAUAUCCUUGUGCAUAAGCAUAUAUUAUGAGAUGGAAGAUGUAUCAAAUAUCAUGAGAUAUCGGAUUCUACGCAUGCAUUACAGUAUUCAGGUUUUGCCAUCCUUGGAUUUGUCAUUCCAAAUCAAUCCAUGUCCAUCAAGAUUGCAUGAGUUUCUUGUCCGAAUGGAUAUUAUCAACAAGACUAGCUCUGAGGUUUUCCAGAUUCACCAGUUGUCAUCCAUUGGACAGAGCUGGGAACUUUCGUUACUUCAACCUGUUGAUACUAUUUGUCCUUCACGGGCUUUAAUGCCUAGUCAAGCAUUGUCGUGUUUCUUCGUUCUUAAGAAUAUUAACAAAUCGUUCAGUUCUGAGAAAAAAGUAUCUUCUGUCCCGGUGCUGCUUGGAAGUGAUCUAAAGUUGGGUCCUCAGAAUAGUGAUGAACAACUCUUUGAUAUGGCUAGUUUUCCCCUGGCCGCUUUCCAUCAUUCAGAAAGAGUGUACCAAGGAACUUCAAACCAGGACCUUAAUCCCGUGGACUUUAUAUUGAUCACUCGGCCACUUAGAAGUACUACUGAUCCUGGAAUUUCUGAAUCAUCACGUCUAUUCUCUCAUCAUGUGUGCCAUUGUAGCACUUCAAGCAACAGUCCUAUAUGGUGGCUACUUGAAGGACCUCGGAGUUCAUAUCACAACUUCUCUACUUCUUUCAGUGAAAUCAAUUUCAAAAUGACAAUCUACAACUCUUCAGACUCAAUUGCAUCCAUACGCAUUAAAACAAAUGAUUCAACAUCAUCGAGUGAAGGUAAUGAAACUGUUCCGCAAUCGCCCAACUCUGCAAACCAAACAGGAUGGCACUAUGCCUCACUCACACAGGACAUUAAGGUCACAUCUGAUGUUUUGGGAACACAAAUAGGAAAGUCAUCUUCACUUGAAAGUGUCUCCCCAUUUAUCUGGUCUGGAACAAGCUCAACAACAGUACAAAUUGAACCCAAGUCCAUGGCUGAAGCUUCUCUUCAGAUCUGUAUAUUUUCUCCUGGGAUAUAUGAUCUCUCAAGCUACAUUUUACAGUGGGAACUUUUACCAUCGCCGGGUUCAGGAAACGUUGAAACUACCGUGUCAUCAGGAACAUGCCGUGGCUAUCCAUACUAUCUUACUGUCCUUCAAUCUACUUGAGAAAUUUCAAAAUCAUGUAUGCAGGCCCUGUUUCCAUUCAUUUUUGGCUUUAGGAGUGUUUACAUAGCAUUGUUAUAAUUUUCCUUGUGAAUUAUAUUCAUAUCAAAAGCAUUUUUGAUGGGGGGUAGGAAGCUUAAUCAAGUUUAUCUAGGUUACAUAAAUUCUUUCUUGGUGUUGGUGUAAUAAGGGGGAACUAGAAACUACAAUGGCUUUUUCACCCCUGUCCCUGUAUACAAACUUACAUUUUGGAUUAGAGAAACUUGAGUUCCAAGUUAUAGGAA